AUGAGCUGGCUAUUCGGCAAAAAGAAAACCCCAGCAGAGCUGCUGCGUGAGAACAAGCGCAUGCUGGACAAGGCCAUCAGAGAUCUUGACAGGGAGAGGGUGGGACUGCAGACACAGGAAAAGAAGCUCGUUGCAGAGAUCAAAAAGACCGCCAAACAGGGCCAGAUGGAUGCUGUGAAAGUGAUGGCAAAGUCUCUGGUGCGCAAUAGGCAUGCCGUGACCAAAAUGUACGGCCUCAAGUCCCAGCUGCAGGCAGUAUCCCUGCGGAUAGCGACGCUGAAGUCCACUCAGGCAAUGGCGGAUGCAAUGCGCGGAGCCACAAAGGCCAUGGGCGCCAUGAACAAGCAGAUGAACCUGCCUGCCCUGACCAAGAUCAUGCGCGACUUUGAGCGCCAGAACGAGAAGAUGGAGAUGACCAGCGAGAUGAUGGGCGAUGCUGUGGACGAUGCCUUCGAGGGAGAUGAGGAGGAAGAGGAGACAGACAACCUGGUGAACCAGGUCCUGGAUGAGAUUGGCAUCAACCUCGACGAGCAGAUGGUUGCCGCCCCUGGCCAGAAAGCAGCAGAACCGCAGGCAGAGGCCAUGGGUGCUGGCGCGGGUGGCGGCCCCGGUGAAGGAUCUCACGCGCCGCCGCCAGCUGGCGAUGGAAUAGACCAGGACCUCCAAGCGCGCCUGGACAACCUGAGGAAGACCUAG
Coccomyxa subellipsoidea C-169 is the source of this 696-nucleotide messenger RNA. RefSeq names its product subunit of the ESCRT-III complex. Gene Ontology annotation, cellular component: multivesicular body; ESCRT III complex. The transcript is spliced from 6 exons. Gene Ontology annotation, biological process: late endosome to vacuole transport; protein transport; endosome transport via multivesicular body sorting pathway. Bases 1 to 696 code for a protein of 231 amino acids. The record is from RefSeq and is a predicted model, not a curated record. Lineage: Eukaryota; Viridiplantae; Chlorophyta; Trebouxiophyceae; Coccomyxaceae.